Molecule: messenger RNA, 503 nt
Organism: Erigeron canadensis
Lineage: Eukaryota; Viridiplantae; Streptophyta; Magnoliopsida; Asterales; Asteraceae
Product: putative lipid-transfer protein DIR1
Exons: 1
Coding region: 47-343 (98 amino acids)
Biological process (GO): systemic acquired resistance
Molecular function (GO): fatty acid binding
Source: RefSeq, a predicted model, not a curated record
UGACCAUACAAACUACAAAGUAAAAUCAAAACUUUCUAAAAGAAUAAUGGUGAUGGCAAAAGCUCUGGUUGUAGUUUUCUGUGUGUUCCUAGUUGUGAUCAAUGGGUUAGAAGCGGUCGAAAUAUGCAAUAUGACCGAGGAUGGUUUGGUGUCUUGCAAACCAUCAGUGACAAAUCCUAACCCAGCUAAACCAACCCCAGAAUGUUGUAAGGCAGUUUCUGGGGCGGACCUUAAGUGUUUGUGUUCGUAUAAGAAUUCGGUCAUGUUGCCUUCUCUUGGAAUCGAUCCAGGGCUAGCUAUUGCGUUACCUGAGAAGUGCAACCUCCCCCCUCCACCUUGUUAGUUUGGUGAUCAUGGUGGUUGGGUAUUUUCUGUUUUGUUUGUAUCUAUAUAUAUAGGUGGUGAAAUAAAAAAAAAAAACGUCCUAAUGUUGUAUGUUUGUGUGUGUGUGUAGAACUCUUUGUUUGGAGGAUCACGUAAUACUAUAUAUUCUGAUUCUGAUA